AUGUCCCUGGUACAAAGUAUACAGACAAGCAAAGGGUAUGUAUAUACUGAUAGGAACAUGCCAGUUGAUAUAGGCCUCUCUCUUGCACCCAUUGCUGAGUGUUGGCACCGCGGCGGCAGCGGCAAGCAGAAGAAUCAGCGGAAAGGGACAAGCAGCAGCCGCACUGUUACUGCCGUGGAUCGGAGGCGGGGCGUCCUUCAUGUCUGCCUCCCAAAACCCGCGCACCACCGCCGCAUCAUCCUCCCUCGGCGGAGGGUCCACGGCGCCCUGCGCGUCAUCAGCGGCAUCAGGGCUCCUGGGUCCCGUGGCUGUGGCACCGCCACCGGCCUUGUAGCUGACGGCCUCAUCUCCUAA
Trypanosoma cruzi is the source of this 354-nucleotide messenger RNA. RefSeq lists its product as uncharacterized. Lineage: Eukaryota; Euglenozoa; Kinetoplastea; Trypanosomatida; Trypanosomatidae. The record is from RefSeq and is a predicted model, not a curated record. Bases 1 to 354 code for a protein of 117 amino acids. The transcript has a single exon.